AUCCCGGAAACACAGUCGCUUAUGGUUAAAAUGGCGAUAUGAGCAGCUACAGUAUAACACAAAGUGGGGCAGUACAGUAAAUGGAGAACAGCGUCUCCCUGCAGAGGACAAUGAUUAAUCCGCCUUUCGCGGUUCACCGCAGGACUUGAAAUGCCAACUUUACUUAUUAAUGUGUAGUAAUAGAGGUGCAUGCAAGAGUAUGUAAGGGCACGCCACAAAUGGACAAAGACAGACUCACAACCGGUGCAUGCUCUUGGCUGGAGAUGCAUACUUUCAUUGGUGACCUUAUGGCAGCUAGUGCAUCAGUCUCUGGUCAUCCACAGAGAGAGCAGCCUACUGAGGAAACACUGAGCUCUGCCUGGGAAUCAUCUAGGCCUGAGACUCUAAGACCCAAAGUCUCUCAUCCUCCCCAGUCAAACUCAUUCAGGCAGAGCCAGGUUAAAAGUGCUGUAGCUUUUGGUCUGCAUUCUGAGGAAAGGGCAAGGGAAUCCAAAGACCAUGAAAGCCAUGUUCAGCAUUGUACCUGCACAUGUUCUGGCUGCCCGCUUUCCUCAUUUGCCUCGCAUUCACUCCAGACCCAAAAACCCAGAGGCAGUCCUGUCUCACAAAUCUUACCACCCUCACCUUCCCAGUCCACCCCACCACAGGUCAAAGAGCCCAGCUAUGCCCCUGUUGGCCUGGGCUUGUGUCUGGGUUUGGGUCUUUCUUUGGAAGAGGAGAGCAAUGUGCCUACAAGUACUUCUAACCCUGAGCCUGGCCACACCCAGCAGGAGGACAAAGGCACAAGCACGAACAGCCCAAUCCCACAUACAAACCCAGACUCCCCACCUGUUCAGGCCUUUCCCUGUCUAUGCUGUCACCGAAGGAUUCAAUCCAGCACACAACUUCUGCACCACCAAAAGGACCCAGAUGCCCACCCCUACCACCAUUACCAUCACCACCAUCAGUGCCCUCUCACCUCGUGCAUGCCAUGUGCACAGUUGCACCAUGCUGCCCAGUCACUCCCCUCCUUCCCAUGCCUGUCCUGUCAGCGCUCCUUCCCCACCUGCACCCAGCUCUUGCGCCAUCACCAAGGCCACGCACAGCAGGAGGGCAUGCAGCAGCUUCCGUGCAUGCAUUGCAACGUGUCUUUCCUCAGGCCUUCACAACUGCUGCAGCAUCAGCGUACCCAGCAUGCAUCCAAGGCAGGCGGCUUCCUUUGUGCAGAGUGUGGGCGUGCAUUCAACUCUCACAGCAAUCUGCGCAUCCACCUCAAUGUGCACACUGGCGCCCGGCCGUACAGCUGCACAGUCUGUGAUAAGAGCUUCAGCCAAUCAGGGGCACUUAAGAUUCAUCGCCGAAUGCACACCGGAGAGAGGCCGUACACCUGUUCUUAUUGUGGGAGGGGUUUCCCUCACCUGGCGGGUGUGAGAGCCCAUCAGCGUACACACACAGGGGAGAAACCUUACCGCUGCACCCAGUGUGGGAAAUGCUUUACUCAGUCUGGGGCCCUAAAGAUCCACAAUCGGAUCCACACUGGUGAGAGGCCUUUCAUCUGCAGCCUCUGUGGGAAGAGCUUCUCCAAUCGAUCUGGUAUCCGCUUUCAUCACCGCACUGUUCAUGGGAUUGUGACAGAGCCCAACUCUGUGGGCAGGCCUAGCCUGGCUGCUAAUGCAUCAUCCCCUGGUUCAAACUUCCAGAGAAUCCAAGGCUCUGGUCAAGAUACUGAUAAUUCCAGCAGUCUCAACAAGAUCCGUUUCCGGCAAAUGGAAGAGAGGACUCCAUCCAGCAAAGGACAGUUAAGUGGCGAUGGGGAAAAAAGAGCCCUUCCAUACGCCUGUGAGGACUGCGGUCAGCGCUUUCCAGAUGCUCCAUCUAGAAACAGACACCAGACAUUACAACACUACUCUACGGAAGAGAGAGAGAUGGAAGAGGGGGGAACAGAUAAGACCAAGGAGUAGAAAGAAACAUCUGACAACAACUAUAACAUUGCUGGGUAAGUGACUUUCAAAAACGAGGGAAGAGAAAACAAAGACAACUUGAAAAUGUGUUGAGCCAGAUGUAUUUGAGCUGUUUCACAACCUGUAACAGGGCUAAGAACUGGUAUCAGUCCAUUUAUACUGACUAUUCCUGUUUUGAUCAUGUAAGAUUCUUUUGCCUAUGAAUUGUGCCUCAAAAAAUCUAAACCUUGUGUUGUGAAAUAGCACCUUGAAUAUUAAAUAUACACUCUCUGAGCACUUUAUUAGGAACACUAUGUCCUAAUAAAGUGCUUGUAGCGGUCUUCUGCUGCUGUUGCCCAUCAGCCUCAAGGUUCGACGUGUUUUGCAUUCUGAGAUGCUAUUCUGCUCACUUCAGUUGUACAGAGCGUUUAUCUGAGUAACCGAUGUGAACAUUAACUGAAUCUCCUGACUCAUAUCUGCAUGAUUUUAUGCAUUGCACUGCUGCCACACAAUUGGUUGAUUCGAUAAUCGCAUGAAUAUGUAGGUGUACAGGUGUUCCUAUUAAAGUGUUCAGUGAGUGUAUAACCUAGCCAAAUUCUGAAUAAAGGUGUUUGUUUGAAUUAAUUCAUAAUUGCAAAGAUUUUGUGUUGUUUUUAUUUAGCUUUUUUAAACUGAAAAUAUGGUAAAGUAUUUUAAAUUUUGUUGGUUGACCUAAUCUUCUCUUUACGUAUUGUUUAAGUUGUUUUGUGUACCUGAUGUAUGUGCAAGUAUUUUGUAUCCAUUUGGUGAGAGUUGUAAAUUCUGUUAAUAUUUCUGUGUUCAUAUGACCUUUUAGUACUGUUUUGAUGAUGAACAUGAUUAUGAAAAUUUGUCAUUGAAGCCAUGGCUAGGUUUACUAUAUGAGGAAGAAGUUACAGUAUGUGUGGAUAGAUGGAGGUAAAUGUGCCUUUCUUCAUAGGAAUCUUGCAAAGCAAAUGCAAACUAAGUCCAAAUUUAAGAUUCUGGCUUCAAAAGUCAAAGAUCUAAAUAUGGUAAUCAACAAUUUAAUGGUUACAACAUAUUUGUAAAUUUGCGAUAUAAACAAAUGUUUUAUCACAAAAAUACAAUAAUAGUUUUAGAAUGAUUGCAGGUUUGCAAUUAAAUGAAUAAAGGUAUGCUUACCAGACUUUAGAUUAAAGCACCUAAGCAUGUUGCAAGUAGGGCCAAUAUUACGACAUCAUUAGGACAUGUCAGCUACCUGUCAAGUGUGCAUUAUAAAGGGACUGACAGUACACAAGACUAAAUGUAGUGUAGAGGUGUUUUUUUUUUUUUUUUAAUAGGCCAAUUUUGUGAACAUAGUGAUUUAUAAAUUUGUAUGAUAACAGCAAAUUAAAAGUGGAAAAAUAUUGUCCAAUACUUUUGUGUGUAUAUUGCAUAUCUUCAUUAUUACACUGUUGAUAUGAGCAUCAACCUCUUUAAUACACCUGUACUAUGGAUAUAAAUGGAUAAUUGUAGAGCGCAAUGAUUGUAACCUCACAACCCUGAGCAUCAGAAUCUUCUUUUUCCCUUCUUUUUGGUAAAACUUUACAAUAAGAUUCCAUUAUUUAAUGUAUUAGGUGUCAUGUACAAACAAUGAACAAUAUAUAUUUUUUCUAUUAACCUUAGUUAAUGUUAGCUGAUAAAAAUACAAUUGUUCAUUGUCAGUUAAUGUUUGUUCAUAGAGUAUUAACUAAUGCAUUGUUUGAUUUAAAAAAUGUGUUUAUGUUGAAAUUAACAUUAACUAAGAUUAAUAGAUGCUGUAACAGUAUUGUUAAUUAUAGUUAAUUUUUUACUAAUGUUGUUAAUUAAUGUUAACAAAUGGAACCUUAUAGUAAAGUGUUACCUUUGUGUACUGUCACUUUAGCUCCAGUCUAUAUGUUAAUUGCAUACUGUACAUUUAUCAACAAAAACAACCUUGUGGCAUAUUACAGUGAAGUAUCUCAUUUUAACAAGGAUUAUUUGUUUUGUUUUCAGAUAAAAUAAGCUUUUCAAUUCUUCUGUUACAAUAAUGAUCAGUGUAGCCACAUUCUUUGUCUCUUCAUUGAAAGAAAGCAGUGGACUGUGUGUUCAUGCCCUUUUAUAAUGCUAUUUUAGGCUAAUAAAACCUCUGGCAUCUUUAAUAA
Molecule: messenger RNA, 4060 nt
Organism: Xyrauchen texanus (razorback sucker)
Lineage: Eukaryota; Metazoa; Chordata; Actinopteri; Cypriniformes; Catostomidae
Product: zinc finger protein ZFP2-like
Exons: 3
Coding region: 219-1940 (573 amino acids)
Biological process (GO): regulation of transcription by RNA polymerase II
Molecular function (GO): DNA-binding transcription factor activity, RNA polymerase II-specific; RNA polymerase II cis-regulatory region sequence-specific DNA binding
Source: RefSeq, a predicted model, not a curated record